GAUAUAGUAUAUCGAUAGCCAUCCCUACAACUGACUCAGAUCGACUUGGUGGCUGACUUUUUCUACGAAAAUUUUGUUAAUACUACUACGUAAAUCAUUGGACUUAGCGUUACGCAAAACCAGACUAAAAAAAGUGCGGGCGACUAUAUAUACAUAUACAUAAACAAAGUGCAACGUGUGCAGCAGAAGCCGCAUAAGUAACACGCCCCAAUAGCAAAACAAAAGGUAGAGAGAGUGUACAAGAGAGAGGCGAGGAGAGGUCAGCAAACCCGCAAUUAAGAAAAAGUCGACACGUACAAGAGUUGAAACAGCAGCAGCAGCGGUCGCACCAACAAAAAUAGUAAACAUGUCAUCCGGCGAUUUUGGCAAUCCGUUGCGAAAAUUCAAAUUGGUGUUCCUCGGCGAGCAGAGUGUGGGGAAAACGUCGCUGAUUACACGGUUCAUGUAUGACAGUUUUGACAACACCUACCAGGCGACAAUUGGUAUUGAUUUUCUAUCUAAAACGAUGUACCUGGAGGAUCGGACUGUGCGACUGCAAUUAUGGGAUACGGCGGGUCAGGAGCGUUUCCGUUCGCUAAUUCCCUCCUAUAUACGCGACUCGACAGUCGCUGUGGUUGUCUACGAUAUCACGAACACAAACUCAUUCCAUCAGACCUCCAAGUGGAUCGAUGAUGUGCGCACGGAGCGUGGCAGUGAUGUCAUCAUCAUGCUGGUGGGCAACAAAACGGAUCUGUCAGACAAACGUCAAGUGUCCACCGAGGAGGGUGAGCGCAAGGCGAAAGAGCUAAAUGUGAUGUUCAUCGAGACCAGCGCCAAGGCCGGUUACAAUGUAAAACAAUUGUUUAGGCGCGUCGCGGCGGCGCUGCCCGGCAUGGACUCGACGGAGAACAAGCCAUCUGAGGAUAUGCAAGAGGUUGUGCUUAAAGAUUCACCCAAUGAGACUAAGGAUCCCGAAGGUGGCUGUGCCUGCUAGAACUGGGCACUUACCCAAUUACCCCUCAGCUCCCUCCCAACCACCACCACCACCACAAGCCUCCUACCCGCACAACCUACGCUACAACCUCGAACAGAUUCAAACAUUGACACACACGCUGGCGCGACGGGGUUUACACCAGGUGUAUGUGGUCAACAGGCUAAAGAUGAACAUGCAACAGAAAACAGAAACCAAGCUAAACAUGAGAUGCAGACAUACACACAAUUUUAUGUUUAAGUUUAUUUAUAAAAGAUAACUAAAAAAAAAGAGUAUAAAACAAAAUGAUAGCAAAACAUAAAUAGACUAAAAACUAAUUUAACGCAA
This is a messenger RNA of Drosophila montana, 1297 nucleotides long. It is a transcript of the gene Rab6, whose product is annotated as RAS oncogene family member Rab6. NCBI's taxonomy places the organism in Eukaryota, Metazoa, Arthropoda, Insecta, Diptera, Drosophilidae. The record is from RefSeq and is a predicted model, not a curated record. The coding region runs from base 347 to 973 and encodes 208 amino acids. The transcript has a single exon. Gene Ontology annotation, molecular function: GTP binding; GTPase activity. Gene Ontology annotation, biological process: vesicle-mediated transport.